Molecule: messenger RNA, 462 nt
Organism: Mercenaria mercenaria
Lineage: Eukaryota; Metazoa; Mollusca; Bivalvia; Venerida; Veneridae
Product: serine/threonine-protein kinase fray2-like
Exons: 1
Coding region: 1-462 (153 amino acids)
Source: RefSeq, a predicted model, not a curated record
AUGGUCAAUCGGUCGGUGGACCGCACAGUUGAGAUGGUGAAGAUGUUGACAGAUACGGUGAAGGAACAGAAUAAAGCUCUUGAACGGUUUGCCGAAAGGUUAGAUAGGAUGGACGGGACUAAGGUCACCAGGGAUGCGGAAAUACAGACGAUUGAACGUGAGGAUAGGGACAGGGAACGGAGUCGAGACAGAUGGGUUAGACAAGACAGGAGUAGGAGUGACCACGGACGAGAGAGAAGCAGGAGGCAGAGUUCAGACAGGGGCAAUAUGAACAGGCGAAGUACCGACAGAAGCAGGACGAACAGGCGGAGCACAGACAGGAGUAGGACGGACAGCUGGCAAGAGGACAGGAGGAGCGACACGGACAGACGGAGUAGCGUCGAGAUAAGAACAGACAGACGGCCGAAUGACAGAGAUGAAGAACGACACAGGUUUAGUAGGACGAGGAAUGAGAGGGAGUAG